This is a messenger RNA of Trichomycterus rosablanca, 4320 nucleotides long. It is a transcript of the gene bag3, whose product is annotated as BCL2 associated athanogene 3. Gene Ontology annotation, biological process: muscle cell cellular homeostasis; negative regulation of striated muscle cell apoptotic process; protein stabilization. Gene Ontology annotation, cellular component: cytosol; cytoplasm; nucleus. The record is from RefSeq and is a predicted model, not a curated record. Gene Ontology annotation, molecular function: protein-folding chaperone binding; adenyl-nucleotide exchange factor activity. The transcript has 4 exons. Lineage: Eukaryota; Metazoa; Chordata; Actinopteri; Siluriformes; Trichomycteridae. Bases 1 to 1788 code for a protein of 595 amino acids.
AUGGCUCAAUAUUCAGCACCGAGACUAUACCGGACUAUGAAAACACUGUCUCCUGUAGAGACGAUGGCUACGAACGAUCCUCUGCCGCCAGGAUGGGAGAUUAAAAUUGACCCUCACACCGGAUGGCCGUUUUUUGUGGAUCACAACAAUCGCAUAACGACGUGGAACGACCCGAGGCAUGACAGUAAACGGAUUACCCAGUUCUUCCCGAAUGGCCCCAGUGCACCUACAGAGUCAUCUCCUCAGCACACAUACAAGACCUUUUUUCCAGAAAUGAAACACCCAAUUCUGCGCCAAGGCUACGUCCCCAUCCCAGUCGUUCACGAAAAUGUGGAGCCCAGGCACCAACAGUAUCCGUUAUCUUCUUCUACGUAUCCAUCAAACCAUCAAAACUUCAGAGCUGAUGGCCGGACUCCGUCUCCGACUCCCACAAUGCACUGUCGACCGAGAUCUCCAGCACAGACCGCGUCGGAGGGCGAUUCUCACUGCUUAUCAUGCUCACCUGCUUCACAUGGACCCGAGGUUCAGCAUGUGCACCAUCAGCCCCAAGGGACACAGUCUCAUAUCAGCUCGUUUCACCAGCCUCACAGACCCAGCAGCUCAGGCCUCCGGUCAGGCUACAUUCCCAUUCCUGUCAUUCAUGAGGGGGCAGGGGGCAUCCCACAAACCCAGAGUGGCCAUCCUAAAAGAUUUUUGCAGACAGAUCAUCAACCAACCUUUCAUUGUCGCCAACCGGAAGAGUGGAGUCCAAGCCCUGUGUUUACUACUCGGGAAAAGAUCCCCACCUACCGUGAGCAAGUGCCCAUCCAGCUGGAGCAAAACCGUUCAGCCAGUCCCCUCAUCCUCCCAACCAAUGUUAAGGCUCAGGAGCCCAUCAAAGCACAGGUCAUGGGAGAGAGGCCACAGGUCCACCAACAUGUUGUGCAUACAGAGAUCCCUCCAAAAGUUGAUUACGCAACUGAGCAACGUAUCAGCCAGCCUUAUGAAAUUCCUAUUCAGAAAGUGUUUGAACCACAGCAGCCUGUAUCACCUCUGGCAUCACCACCUCCUCCUACAGAGCAGCCCAUGUACAAACCCGAACAGGCAUUUAUACAGGCGUCUUUAUAUCAACCAGACCAAGUGCCACCUCAACAACCUUUCCAACUGCCACCUCAACAACAUGUCCAAGUGCCACCUCAACAACACUUUCAGCUGCAACCCCAACAACCUUUCCAAAUGCCACCCCAACAACGUGUCCAAAUGCCACCCCAACAACCUGUCCAAAUGCCACCCCAACAACCUAUCCAAAUGCCACUUCAUCAAUCUGCGCAAGUGCCACCACAGAUGACAGAGACAGCCAACAGCUUCAUGCAGGUUCCUGUGACUUCGGAAACCCAAGAAACAUCAGCUCCACAAGCUGAAGCUCAGCCUGAGAAGAAGACAGAGCCAUCCACCUUACUGCACCCAGGAUCGGCAAAGGUCCAGCAAAUACUGGACCGGGUGGAAAAACUCUCCCAAGAGGUGAAGUGUUUUAAUGGGAAAAAGAAUGACAAAAGAUAUUUGGUGCUGGAGGAGUUUUUGACCAAAGAGUUGCUAGCACUGGAUUCGGUCGAUCCAGAGGGACGCGCAGACGUGCGUCAGGCUCGCCGUGAUGGUGUCCGUAGAGUACAAACCAUUCUGGAGGAACUGGAGACAGUGAGUGAUCAAUCCGAAGCACAGAUGAGCAACAUCAGCACUGAAGCUUGUGAGAAAGGGGAACCUAGUUUGAUCAGCCAGGCAAUGAUGGAGAAGGCCAAGGAGAUUUCAUAAAACUGCAAACCAAAGUUAAAAUUUUAAAAAGAGACACAAAUCACAUCUCCUCAUUCUAUUAUAAGUUGCAUGCACAGUUAAUUUAAUGGUUCCGUUGGCUGACAGUUAAUCUGUGAUUUGUUUGCUGAGUGCAGUUCUGCGUGCUGUUAUGUGAUGCUGCUGUUGUGGAUUUUCACUGUAAGUGUCUUGUAGCAGGACCAUAGUGGCAACCUUGUGGUGACUCAAGUUUCAGCCUGAAACUUAGUCUCAAAUAAGAGGCCUUUUACUGAAUUAUGCUUUAUUUUUACCUUUACUUUGAAGUAUUUGAUGUUUGCCUUUGGUGUUUUCUUACAAUCUAGAAUGUAUGACAAUAUAAAAGCUUUUGUAAAUUCCAUUAAGAGUGCCUAUUGUUUCUUAUGGGCUUUUUCCACUGCACAAGGUACCAUAACUAAUUGUACCAGGGAACUAAAACUGUACAUUUUCUACUGUCCAUCUGUCCAGAAACAAAGGUUUCAGUUGAUGUACCAAAAGCUAUAACUUUAUGGUUUGCCACCAUCAGUAUAUAGGGUACAUGUGUAGUAAAUAGGAAGCUGUUUGGGAUUUGGCAUGUGUUGGAUGAGUAAAUGCACUGAAAUACUGAAGUCUACAAUAAAAGACUCAACACGAGUUACUUUGCUUAAGAAAAAUUAAACUACUUUUUAUAAAUCCUUAUAGUUUUAGUUUUAAGUAACUAAAAUGUACAUUGCCCUUAUCUGUGUUCAACUACUAACUAGUAACAUUGGCUGAAAGCAGGUCACAUUUACACAGAUGGCUUUAAAGCUUACAUUGUGCAGAUUUAUUUAUAAGCCAGUACACAUUUUAAAAUGAAUGGCACGGUGGUACAGCGGGGAGUGCUGUCAACUCACAGCAAGGGAGGGCCUGGGUUAAAUUCACCAGGAUCUUUUCUGUGUGGGGUGCUUUCAGACAACGAAUGAAUUAAUUAAUGGUUGAAUGAAUGAAAAUCUUAUAAUCUUACAAUGACAUUUCAAUUACAUAUUUAUUGUGUCAUAUGAUCAUUAGCUUGCAAACCUACAGAGCAGACAAGAUGAACAAUGUAAAUCCCAGCAUUUUCACUUAAUAACAGUAUUAAUCAACUGUACUGAUGGUGCAUUUGCUUUAAUUUAAUGACUGUGACUUUCGGAGAUGUAUUGGUAUCUAAGUUGUAUUGGUUCCCAGUUCAGCCAGGUUCUGGUUUUUACUUUGCAGUGGGAAAACGCCUUAGAGAGACACUGGUUGUGUAACCAUCAAAGAAUAACACUGUACAGUUUUACAUAAAGUACAAAGUCCUUUCAUACAGUCCCGUCAACAAUUAUUGUCCUGGUAAAGAUGAGUAGAAAGGAUUAUAAGAAAUUCGUUUUGCUGAAUUAGCAUAUUGUGACACUAACAAUUUACAAAACUCAACCUUUAUUUAAAGUCAAUUCAUUCUGGAAAAACCCCCAAAAUCCCUUAGCAAGAAAUACGUUUUUCACAAAAGCACAUGUUUCAAUUAUUGGCACCCCUAGAAAUUCUUAGAAAGAUAAGCAUAUUCUCCAGUUAUAUUAAACUUUUUUAAGUUGAUUAGUGUGUCUAGAAACUUUCAUUUCAUUUUUAUUAACCACCUUACUUUGGUCAGAGGGGAUUCAUCGCUGCUGUUGUAAAUGCAGGCUCCGAUGGUUCAUCAAAAGUGCAUGGACAGAGACGGGAAAUGCGAUACUGUAUGUUAGCUAUGGCCAUACUUGCUUAGGAUAGGGGUCUGCAGCAGGGGGGGUUUGCCAAAAUUGGGAGGUAAAAGGGGAAAAUGCAUAAAUAUCAAAAUAAAAAAAUUCUGAUUUGCAUUAUCCAUGCAUUAUCUAUGUUGUAGAAGACUAAGGGUGUGUUCGAGAACCUAGUGAGCUGCCUUGCUGUCUUACUGCCUACAUAGGCAGCUGCCUAAGUGGAGAGGAUUGUAAUAAGUCAUCGACUUAUAAGACAGGUUAAUCGAACGCGCUACUUAAGAAUUCGAACAGCCUCUUUCUCGGGAGCGUGCCUAGGAUGACGUAAAAUGUUGUCUAUGUAGAGAGCUCACUAGGUUUUCGAACACACCCUAAGUGCGGUUUUAUUGGAGAAGGGGGGUUGUUGCCAAUAAUUGUGGCACAUGAUUUUGUUAAAAUAAUUAUUUGUUGAUGAGGAUUCAUUUUAAAGGUUGGAUUUUUCUCAUCAUUUCAGUGUAAGAUCAAGCUAGUUCACCAAAGGUGAAUUUCUUGUCACCUUUUAUUCAACUUUACCUGAUGUUUAUGUCAAUAAACAGGGAGGGACUGUAAAUAGUCUUUACAUUUGGUGUAAAGUUCUAAAGAAGUUCUAAAGUUUUACCUUUAAUAUUGUUGUGAUUUUGACAGGGUAAUGAUAAAGAUAACAGUGUUAUAUUUCUAUUCUAUUUUUGUGCCAAAAUGAACAUUUUUACAUUUUUCCAGUGGUAAAAAUGUGCUCCAUCUCCAUUUACAUAUUUUCUUCUAAACAGAAAAUAUGCAAACAUUACAAAAUACCUGAAAUGUAUAU